UUAUCUUUUAAGCUAAAGUGCGUUAACGCAUUUUGGCAUGCACGCAGUACUGCUUGCUUCCCAAGGGAACACGUGCUAUGCAGUACACGUUCUAAGCAGUUUCGUAACCAGGUCUGCCCUUGGUGACUGGCCACAGAGAGCCAUGGUCCUGAAGAUCUUUUUCCCUCAGUGCUGCAACCUGGCAGAUAGCGGGCUCCUGGUGGGCCGCUGGCUCCCGGGGCAGCAGUCUGCCGUGGUCCUGGCCGUCAUACACUUCCCGUUCAUCCCAGCGCAGGUGAAGAACUACCUGGGAGAGCUGCGAAGCCAGACCCAGGUGGAUCUGGCAGUGCUGGGUUCCUGGAGCCUGCCGAAGGAUGGCCAGGAGGGUAUGGACAGUUUCCUCGAGGACCUGAGCGCCAUCUUCCCCCGGGGUCGCUGGCUGAAGCUGAGCAGGGAGGUUGGGAGGCGGGGCUUCAGCUGUCAGGUGGUGCGCAGAGACACGCCUCCUGCCCCAGAGGGUGCAGGUGAUGAUACUGACUGUGACGCAGAAGACAAGGUGAUCUUCAUCCACUAUGACCAGAGGAAGGUCAUGCUGGCAGAGCUGCACGAUGCUGACGGGCAUGACCCGGGCGCCCAGGCGGGACCUUCGGAGCUGCACGAGCUCUUCUGGACCGUGGCUCAGAGCCAACCCCUGUACCACCUGGACCGGUACGACGAUGGGCCCCUGAAGCUGACGCACUGGCAGUCGGACGGCCGGGAGGCCAGCAUCGUGGCGGAGCUCGUGAAGCAGGCUUCUGUCCCUGUCUGCCUUCUGUUCACCUGCAUGCUGUCGCUCUGGAACCGGCUGCUGAACGCCAGCAUCUUGAACGUGUGGCCUGUGCGUUUCGUGUCCAGUAAAUUGUCCACUUGCGUCCAGCUGAGUUACAGAACGGACCAUCUUCAGACCAUCAGUUCCCCAUCGAGGGCUGUGCGGCACACAGAAUUCAUGAGAAAAGCGAACAUCUUCGUGUCCUUCCUAUUGGAUGUUGCGCUUGGUCUCCUGCUUGUCUCCUGGCUCUACAGAGAGAACCGGAUUGGCUGGCUGGCUAACACUCUCGUGCCAGCGGCAGAUCAUGUUGCCAAAGAGCUCCAGGAGCUCCUGCAGUGGCUGAUGGGAGUACCAGCAGGCCUAAAGAUGAACCGGGCUCUGGACCAGGUGCUGGGCCGCUUCUUCCUCUACCACAUCCACCUGUGGAUCAGCUAUAUCCACCUCCUGUCACCCUUCAUCGAGAUGAUUCUGUGGUACCUGGGACUCACGGCCUGCCUGGGGCUCACCUUCGCCCUGUCAGUGCUGUCCGACAUCGUGGCCCUGCUGACCUUCCACAUCUACUGCUUUUAUGUGUACGGAGCGAGGCUGUACUGUCUGAAGAUCUACGGGCUGUCGGCGCUGUGGCGUCUCUUCAGGGGGAAGAAGUGGAACGUCCUGAGGCAGCGUGUUGAUUCGUGCUCCUACGACCUGGACCAGUUGUUCAUUGGCACCCUGCUUUUCACCAUCCUGCUGUUCCUGUUGCCCACAUCGGCACUCUACUACCUGGUGUUCACUCUGCUCCGCCUGGUGGUGGUGCUGUUUCAGGGUGUGAUACACCUCAGCGUGGACCUGAUCAACUCCUUCCCGCUGUUUGCUGUGGGACUGCGGGUCUGUCGCCCCUACAGACUGGCUGAAGGUGUGAAGUUCAGGGUGUUGUGCAAGGAGUCGGGGAAGCCUCUGCAUCUCAUGAUGGAGAUUAACCCGCUGAAGCUGAGCAAAGUGCUGAAGUCCUACAGAAUGCCGACCUACAGCUGCUACCCCAGAGACUCCUGGUGGGCCCUGUGCAAGAAGCUCUUUGUGGGGGAGUUGGUCUAUCCCUGGAGGCACAAGGGCAGUAAGGCCGACUGAGCCCUUUCAGGGAGGGGGUCAGGUCGGCCCUGGGGGUAGCAGGCAACAAAACACCAGCAAACACUGAUAGGACCCCUGGCUGCGAGGCGUCCUGUCAGCUGUCCCAGAUGGGCUUUUUAAUUUGGCUCUUUCUAGUGGAAUGAGUACUGUCCAUCCCGACAGUGUGAUGUCACUGGCAAUCACUCAUAGUGGGAAUCUACAUAACAGGAUACUGCUGCACUGUCUAGUUUUUAAACCUUAAAUGCAUUUUGCCAAAUUCUAACUUAAAAGUUAUUUCCAUCUUUUUGAAUAUUCUGUUUAGAUUUUUAGUGGGGUUUUUUCUUUUGAGAAUGACUUUUGUACUAAAAGUGCAAGAGGGAGAAGCAUUUGUUCCAGAAAUACUGGAUUUUUCUAGGGACAUAGAACCACUGGCUAGAACCAAUGAGAUGAUUCAUUAAUUUUAUUACUUGAUUAUUAAGGAUUGAAUGUUGGUUCUGCUGCAUUCCAUCCUCCUUUGGUAAAGCCUGGGCUCCCAUACAGACCUGCUGUGAGCUCCUGAUGGAGUUCGCUGACAGGGCCACCCACAGCUCUGAAACUGACUCGCAAGAAGUGAGUCAGCUGUGUGUGUGGUUUUUUUUUCAUUAAUGAAUAUUCAAUGACAGAUUCCUGUUUUGUGUGCAGUUGUUAGUCAACCAAUCAUUAUGCAUUCAAACAUGCUAAAGAAUGUCUUAUAGAAAUCAAAAUGUCAUAUGACCAUGACUGUUUGUGAAAAAAAUUCCUACUUGAUUAGAAAUUUUGAUGAUAAAGUAAAUUAGAUUGAUUCCCUCCCCCUUGGACUUUGGUGGACAUAAAUAAAAAUUUCUGAAAGAAAAAGUUUA
This is a messenger RNA of Paramormyrops kingsleyae, 2751 nucleotides long. It is a transcript of the gene pigq, whose product is annotated as phosphatidylinositol glycan anchor biosynthesis, class Q. Gene Ontology annotation, biological process: GPI anchor biosynthetic process. The record is from RefSeq and is a predicted model, not a curated record. Lineage: Eukaryota; Metazoa; Chordata; Actinopteri; Osteoglossiformes; Mormyridae. Gene Ontology annotation, cellular component: membrane; endoplasmic reticulum.